Molecule: messenger RNA, 1981 nt
Organism: Microplitis demolitor
Lineage: Eukaryota; Metazoa; Arthropoda; Insecta; Hymenoptera; Braconidae
Gene: CCT8
Product: T-complex protein 1 subunit theta
Exons: 5
Coding region: 70-1713 (547 amino acids)
Biological process (GO): protein folding
Cellular component (GO): chaperonin-containing T-complex
Molecular function (GO): ATP-dependent protein folding chaperone; ATP hydrolysis activity; ATP binding
Source: RefSeq, a predicted model, not a curated record
CUUCGGUUCAUUGUGAAAUAAAUUCAGCUUGGCGAUACAUGUGACAAGAAAUAAAUUUAAUUAUUUAAAAUGGCUUUACACGUUCCAAAACCACCGGGUUUUACCGGUAUGAUGAAAGAAGGUUCACGAUACUUCAGUGGACUUGAAGAAGCAGUUUAUAGAAAUAUAACGGCAUGCAAAGAAUUUGCUCAGACACUACGUACUGCGUAUGGCCCCAAUGGUAUGAACAAAAUGGUAAUUAAUCACUUGGAAAAAUUAUUUGUUACUAGUGAUGCUGGUACUAUUAUGAGAGAGCUCGAUGUCGAGCACCCAGCAGCUAAAAUAAUUGUCAUGGGAUCUCAGAUGCAAGAAGCUGAAGUUGGUGAUGGUACUAAUUUUGUUGUUAUAUUUGCUGGUGCACUUCUUGAAAAUGCUGAAGAACUUUUACGACUUGGUAUCACGACAUCAGAAAUAGUGUCAGGAUACGAAUCAGCACUUGAAAAGUCUCUCGAGUUUUUACAAUCGAUUGUAGCGUAUGAAAUAACUGAUGUAAAAAAUAUCGAAGAGAUUAAAAAAGGAUUGAAAGCCGCGGUAAUGAGUAAACAGUACGGAAAUGAAGACUUUCUUACAUCACUAAUUAGUGAGGCAUGUGUGUCUAUUUUGCCUGAAAAAACAACUUUCAAUGUUGACAACGUGAGAGUUUGCAAGAUACUGGGUGCUGGUCUGCAUACAUCAAGAAUUAUUCAGGGGAUGGUAUUCAAGCGUCAAGUUGAGGGUGAUGUUACCAAACAAGUUAAUGCUAAAAUAGCUGUUUACACUUGUCCUGUUGACAUAACUCCAACAGAAACUAAAGGAACUGUUCUUAUCAAGAAUGCUGCUGAGCUUGUUAACUUCUCACGUGGUGAAGAGUCUUUACUUGAAUCACAAAUAAAAGCAAUUGUUGAUACCGGAGCUAAAGUUAUUGUAUCUGGUGGUAAAAUUGGUGAUAUGGCACUUCAUUUUCUUAAUAAAUAUAAUGUUAUGGUUGUACGUAUUCCAAGUAAAUUUGAUAUUCGGCGUCUUUGUAAAGCUGUUGGUGCUACUGCACUAUCUAAAUUGACACCACCAACUCAAGAAGAACUUGGAUUUGCUGACUCAGUACAUACUGAAGAAUUAGGAGAUACCGAAGUCAUAGUAUUUAAAUUAGAAGGCAAAGAGAGUAGAAUCAGUACUAUUGUUGUACGAGGCUCUACAGAAAAUCAUAUGGAUGACAUUGAACGUUGUAUUGACGACGGUGUUAAUACGUUCAAAGGAAUAACUAGAGAUGGUAAAUUCUUAGCAGGUGCUGGUGCUGCUGAAAUCGAACUAGCUGCUCAUAUUGCCACUUAUGCUGAUACACUUCCUGGACUUGAUCAGUAUGCAGUAAGAAAAUUCGCAAGUGCUCUUGAAAUUUUCCCUAAAACUCUUGCCGAAAAUACUGGUAACCGUGCCUCUGAAUUGUUGUCAAAGAUGUACGCUGCUCAUAAAGAAGGAAAGAAGCAUCAUGGAUUUGAUAUAAAUGGUAAUGGAGCAGCACUGAUCGAUGCUGUUGAAGCUGGAAUACUGGAUUCAUUCAGAACAAAAGAGUGGGCUUUGAAAUAUGCGGUCAAUGCUGCUUGUACUAUCCUCAAGGUCGAUCAAAUAAUAAUGGCCAAGCGUGCUGGUGGACCCAAAAUGCCACCUCAAGGAGGCGGACAUAAUAGUGACGAUGAAUAAAAUUAUUUAGACUACCAGCGAUAAUAAAAUUGUUUUUAUAUUUUCAUCGCAUUUAUAUUUGCUAGCUAACAUAACAUAAGAUUUAUUAAUAGAUUCAUCGAUAAAAAAAAACAAUUUCGAUAAAUUUUAUUUUUAAUCUACGAUUAAAUCAAACGCUUUGCACUUUUUUACUCAUACUACUUCUCUUCACUAAAAUAAUUUUUUUAUUUAUCCCAUAAAUAAUUUGUUAAGCCAUGUUCAUUUAAAUCUUGAAACGUUUUAAUAAAAA